Molecule: messenger RNA, 1443 nt
Organism: Hirsutella rhossiliensis
Lineage: Eukaryota; Fungi; Ascomycota; Sordariomycetes; Hypocreales; Ophiocordycipitaceae
Product: GATA zinc finger domain-containing protein
Exons: 5
Coding region: 1-1443 (480 amino acids)
Biological process (GO): negative regulation of transcription by RNA polymerase II; positive regulation of transcription by RNA polymerase II
Molecular function (GO): DNA-binding transcription factor activity, RNA polymerase II-specific; zinc ion binding; RNA polymerase II cis-regulatory region sequence-specific DNA binding
Source: RefSeq, a predicted model, not a curated record
AUGUCUUCCAGGGCUCGCGACACCGCCGAGGCCGAUAUGCAGGACCAGGCCCGCUCUCCGCUUGACAGGGACAGCCGGGCGCCCCGACGCUCUCCCGGCAGCGCCUCUCCGGACUCAAAGACCAAUCUGAUCAACGCAGAACUCGGUUCAACGAGUGUCCCGAGUUCAAGCUCUACCAUUGGAGGGGGGAAUGCAAAGACUGGUAAUGCUCACGGCGGGCAAGUCUGCAGUAAUUGCGGCACCACUCGAACGCCGUUGUGGAGGCGAUCCCCCCAAGGAGCGACGAUAUGCAAUGCCUGUGGAUUCAAGACCAACCCGGCAUCCAAGGCGCCCUCGAACUUGGCGGGCGCAAACUACGUCUCGGCCGAGCAGACACCGACGGGAACAUGCCCCGGCGGUGGACGUUGUAACGGAACCGGUGGUGCAGCAGGCUGCAAUGGGUGUCCGGCGUUCAACAACCGCGUGUCCAAGAGCGCGCAGCUCAACGUCACGCAGAGACAAAAAGGCUGUUCGGAUUCGGCGGAAGGCGCAGCAGACGAACCUACCCCGAUUGACGUGAACGCUCUUCAGGCACUGAAGAAUCAAGAUGCAACCGUUGUCAUAGCAUGCCAAAACUGUGGGACCACGAUUACGCCGCUAUGGCGGAGGGACGAGAGCGGACACACAAUUUGCAAUGCUUGUGGUCUCUAUUACAAGCUCCACGGGGUACACAGGCCAGUCACGAUGAAAAAGGCCACAAUCAAGAGACGCAAACGGGUUAUUCCUGCCUCGCAGGAAGAGGAGCAGGACGAAUCAGCCGAGUCGGUGGGCGCGCGCAGCCAGGGCCAGACGCCCGAGAGGGGAACGGAAAAUGAGGAUGGGUCCAUCAACCUGGGACUACGGCGACGACCGGACCAUCCCUUGACCAUUGAGCCCGAGCCGCCGAGAGGAGGGCCGCGAAACGUACCAAGCCCCCCCAACGACGACAAUCGGCUGCCGCCAAUGUCUUCGAUGGCGGCAGUCGUAAGUGACAGGCAGUCGUCCUUGUCACCGGCAUCAUUCCUCUCGUCGAGACGAAAACGAUCCUUUUCUGCGACGGAGACAGACGCGGGGAGCGCGACGGACAGCGGCCACGACAACGCGAAACGAAUAUCUUCCAUCAAAUCCAUUCUGAACCCUCCCAUGUCACACGACGGCCCGAUUUCGAGACCGAGCAGCGUCGAUAGAGAUUAUACGCUCCCACCGCUUCGAGGAUCAAGCUCGGGUCUUGCACCCAAUGGCAGCCCCGUGUCAGCACCAACCGCCAACCCAGCUGGGUUUGGGCGACUGAAUGGGGUACAAGGCGCCCGCGAUUCGGGAGCAAACGAACGGCUCAAGGCUGAGCGCAGGCUGGCUCUGCAGAGGGAGGCGGAUCAGAUGCGGGAGCUGCUUGCUGCUAAGGAGCGAGAGCUAAUGGAGCUCUGA